This is a messenger RNA of Pelecanus crispus (Dalmatian pelican), 1093 nucleotides long. Lineage: Eukaryota; Metazoa; Chordata; Aves; Pelecaniformes; Pelecanidae. The record is from RefSeq and is a predicted model, not a curated record.
UACUAUAAAAAUGCCACCUGAUACUAUAUGGGUUCCUUUCCCUCAUUCUCCUUCUCUCCCUAAAAAGACUUCCCCCAAAUCUAAUACUUUUAUUUCCCCCACUAUGCUUUCUACCAAGCAAAGCCUCACAGUUAGACCACUGAUCCCACCAUUCACAAAAAUUUCUUUUUCGGGAACUCUCUCCACAUCUCCCACUAGAAAGCCUCUCUCUGAAACUUCUACCACAUCUAAUACUGAAACUUCUGUGUCUUCCACCAGUGUUACCACUACACUUUCCUUUUCGGAGUCUCUUGCUCAACCUACCAUGCCAACUUUUCCUUCCAUAGCUUCUAGUAAAUCUGUCACUACUUCCACACCUGCAACAAAAUCUGUCACUAAUGCUGCUUUCUCAAUUAAAUCUGAUGCUGGAUAUCUUAGCAAGCCUAUUACAAUAAUUUCUCCUUCUAUAGGAUUCACUAAACAUUCUGCAGUUUCUUCUUCUGAGCUUCCCCCCAAACCUCCAAUAGCAAUUCCCCCCUCUGAGACUACCACCAAAUCUGUUGUACAAGUUUACCCUGCUACAUAUUCAACCCAACCUAUUUCUGGUAACAAAAAUGUUACUACAGCACCUAUUCUUCCCCUUACUCCUUUCACAAUAACUUUGACCCCUACUGUUAGUCCUGUCAACCAUUCUGUCUCAGCUUCUCAUCCUCAUUCUACUGCUGAUGGCCAUGGUAGCCUGCCUAAUGGGAGCACAGGAAAGAUACUGUCAGCUACCACAUACAUGACUUCUGUAUAUACCACCAUUAAUAUCACCACAGCUGAGCAAGUCUUAUCCAAAAUUGAAAAUGACUUAGCAGCUGGAAAAGUAGAACCAAAAGAUGUAGAAAGGAUGGUUAGUGAGGUUAGCAAAGUCCUGACUGCUUCUCAACCAUUACCACCCCGAAUUUCGAACAGAAUUAUAAAACUGGUGGAUUACAUUGGCUUAAAACUGAACUUUUCAGCAACGUCUGCUGAUUUUGCCUCCCCUUCCUUGGCUCUGGCAGUUGUCAAAACCAAUAGCAUCCACUCCAACCAAAUGUCUUUUGCUGUCCAGGACUCAGCUGAUCUCCAG